AUGACAGGACACCCCGGACACCCUGAGCCAAUGCCAACACCAGUUCCCACAUACAGCGAAGCCCCAGAAGCCGUCUUCUCACACCAGCCAGCCCAAGGCCCCGUGAGCCCACAUCCCGAUACCCAUUCGCACACUGGACAAUCCUUCCCAGACACCCUACACUCUAGCUCCACCCCAACACCAAUAAAUGGCCCCUCAGAGAAACACUACCCCUACGAACCCGACUCCAUCGGCCAAGCACCAGCCUACGCCGCAACACCAAUGGCCACUCCACCCGAGAAGGCGUACUCAGGCCAGCCCCUGCCCCAAUACCCCCAAAACCAAGCACAGCCACAGCAGUUCUACACACCUUCCGCCCAACCCAGUCCAUAUGCCACGGCCGUCCCGCUACACGCUGUGCAGUCUGCGCCGUGUCCGGUUGAUUGUCCGGUUUGUGGAAAGCGGGAGAUGACUCGCGUUCAGCCUGUAAGCGGCUCAACUACACAUGGCUGGGCUGCUAUUCUUUGCUUUUGUUGCUGCCUCGGCUGUAUCCCUUACUUGAUGUCAUCGCUUAAGGAUGUUGAGCAUGCUUGUGGGCAGUGUGGGGCUAGGCUUGUGAAAUGGCAUAAUAGUGGUCGUGUAGUUAUGUUGCAGAAUGGAGCGAGGUAG
Molecule: messenger RNA, 648 nt
Organism: Penicillium coprophilum
Lineage: Eukaryota; Fungi; Ascomycota; Eurotiomycetes; Eurotiales; Aspergillaceae
Product: LITAF-like zinc ribbon domain-containing protein
Exons: 3
Coding region: 1-648 (215 amino acids)
Molecular function (GO): zinc ion binding
Source: RefSeq, a predicted model, not a curated record